Aspergillus bombycis is the source of this 921-nucleotide messenger RNA. RefSeq names its product alpha/beta hydrolase. The record is from RefSeq and is a predicted model, not a curated record. NCBI's taxonomy places the organism in Eukaryota, Fungi, Ascomycota, Eurotiomycetes, Eurotiales, Aspergillaceae. Bases 1 to 921 code for a protein of 306 amino acids. The transcript has a single exon. Gene Ontology annotation, molecular function: hydrolase activity.
AUGUCUUCCCCAACUCAGGUCCUCUUCCCAUCCUUCCACCUGAAGAUUUGCGGUGAACUCUACGCACCAGCAGACGGUGCCCCAGACCGCAAAGGCGCCGCCGUGGUAGUCAGCCACCCGAUGACCGGUGUGAAAGAGCAAACCUCGACCGACCACGCGAAAGCUCUGGCUAAGGCCGGCUUCUACGCCCUCACCUUCGACGCCGGUUACCAAGGCGAAAGCACCGGCGAGCCCCGCGGCCUCGAAGACCCCCACCAGCGUGUCGAAGACAUCAAGGCAGCCGUCAGCUACCUGACAACACUGAAGGAUCAGGUGGACGCAUCGCGGAUCGGAGUGCUGGGCAUCUGCGCCUCGGGCGGCUACGCUUCCUACGCCGCUCAGUCGGAUGCUCGCAUCCGCGCUCUGGCUACCGUCAGCGCGGCCUGCGUCGGUCGCAUGACACGCAACGGAGGUGUGCAUGAACACAACAAGGAGAAUGCCCAGGCUAUCGCCGGUGCCCUUCAGUUUGCCGGCCAGUGGCGGACUAACGUCGCCAGCGGUAUUCCCAGUGAGGUCCCUGCCAUGUUCGAUGCGACGAAUGUGGCGGACGAUGCGGACCCGUUCUUUAAGGACGCUGUCGCGUACUAUGGAACGGCCAGGGGAAAGCAUGAGCGCUCGACUCAGAAGGUGCCCCCCGUCAGCUAUGAUCUUAUGAUUCCUUACGACUCGUUCAACUUCCAGCACCUCAUCUCGCCCAGACCUCUAUUAAUGAUUGCUGGCAGUGAGGCGCAGACGCUUCACUACAGCAAGAAGGCAGUUGAGACUGCGAAGGAGCCUAAGGAGUUGUUCGUUGUGAAGGGCAAGAACCACUUUGACAUCUAUGAUGAUCUGAAUGAGUCUGGCCCCAAGCUGGUUGAUUUCUUUGGAAAGAACCUUCAAUAG